Chionomys nivalis (European snow vole) is the source of this 1880-nucleotide messenger RNA. RefSeq names its product THAP domain containing 3 (gene Thap3). Bases 324 to 1460 code for a protein of 378 amino acids. The record is from RefSeq and is a predicted model, not a curated record. NCBI's taxonomy places the organism in Eukaryota, Metazoa, Chordata, Mammalia, Rodentia, Cricetidae. The transcript has 3 exons.
UUGGGACCCGACUCUGUGUAGCAGUCACAGGCCCCAGUGCACCGGGCGGGAGCUCCGGGAGGCCCAGGGUGUGCGGACGAGGUGGACCGGGAUUGCAGGGAGGGGACGGCUGGGGCGUCAGCGGUUGUUCCCGCAGCCUCAAAGCCCGAACCCCGCCAGCCUCUCUUAGUGCAGGCGUGGGCUAACCCAUCUUGCCUGGAAGCAUCAGGUGCUUAGUGUAAACAGGCUGAGCGUGGGUGGCGUCUGGCUGUGUCCCUACGCUGGCCCCUUACUGCCUGCGUCACCUCGAGGGAGGCCCAGGCGGAGGUACAUGGUCUGGAGGAAUGAGCGCCCUCCAGGAUGGCCAGGCCGCAUGGGCUUUGGUCGUGGGUAGGUGGUGGGUACUCAGCCCUGUAGUCCCAGGACCCCUUCCCUCAGCCCAGUUCGUGCGGAGCCCUUUCCAGGAAAGCGCCCUUCAAGGCGCCAGCUUCGAGCAAUGUCUGUGCCUCCGGCGCAGUUCCCCGAGGCCUGGCUGCCUACGCCGCACCGGGUGCUCCCCACCCCCGCGGGGCCCCAGUACACUGUUUCAAUGCUUCUACCACGGAAAAAUGCACACAUCAGUUGGCAGCCCACAGACGACUCUCCACUGGCACCCACUUCCAGUCUCUUCUCACCUGCCCACAGGGAGAGCCAGGUUCCCAUUCAGCCGCCCGGAGCUCCUGAAGGAGUGGGUGCUCAACAUCGGCCGGGUCAACUUCAAGCCCAAGCAACACACGGUCAUCUGUUCUGAGCACUUCAGACCUGAGUGCUUCAGCGCCUUUGGGAACCGCAAGAACCUCAAACACAAUGCCGUGCCCACCGUGUUUGCUUUUCAGAACCCCGCACAGGUCUGUCCUGAGGUGGGGGCUGGUGGGGACGGCACACAGGAAGAGUUUCAGCCUCCAGACACUGAAGGCACUGUGAAACAGGUAAGACCCUGGGUACAAGCUGGUCUCAGAAAUGCCCCAGAGGACCCGGCAGAUGACAGGACCAGAGCCUCUCCUAAGACCACCGUUGGGAUUUCACAAGGGGAAGUGGGGGAAAUGGGGCUGGAGCUAGACCAGAAGGGUAGGGGGCAUUGUGACCCCAGCUCAGAAGCCUUCCUGCUGGGGACACAGGGCCACACCUGGACAGCUCUUACUACUGACCUCUGUCCUCAGGUCUUACCAGAGAGAACAGAAGCAAUGGAGGCUUCUGGCCUGCCAGCCGACCCCAUGGGGUUAGAACGGCCCUUCCCGGGACAGCCAUCCGAUCACAGCUAUGCCCUUUUGGACUUGGAUACCCUGAAAAAAAAACUCUUCCUCACGCUGAAGGAAAACAAGAGGCUCCGGAAACGACUGAGGGCCCAGAGGCUGCUGCUUCGGAGAACAUGUAGCCGCCUGCGAGCCUACAGAGAGGGACAGCGGGGACCACGGGCCAGACGGCCAGCACAGCAGAACUGAGCCCGAGGAGGCUCUGGGAUGUAGGGAAGUGGUUUUCGUCUUUGCUGUGCACAUUCCUAUACUGGUGCUGCGAGGCACCUUGAGACUGCCUGGAUAGGAUGCCCUCGUCAGGGGAGGGCCCAAGUGCUGGGGAACCAGAGGCACAAUCUCGGGUCUCCUGGGCUGAGGAUGGCAGCUGUGGGCCUGUCUUGUAACAGUGACCAAAUGUUAGGAGUUGUCACAGCCCUGCCAGAGAUAGCUCCCCGAGGGAGAGGUGGCCAUUCCCGCAGUCUACCUCCAGGAACACGGUUAGUCUGUUGGGUCCUUCUCACCUUCCCAGAGGAGCAGUUCUGAGGGCAGGGCAAGGGUCUCCCACACCAGCCUGUAUUUUUGACGACUCUUUCUGGCCUGGUCUAUGUAAAUGUGGAAUAAAUUCUUUGA